Malaya genurostris is the source of this 908-nucleotide messenger RNA. RefSeq names its product dnaJ homolog subfamily C member 30, mitochondrial. The record is from RefSeq and is a predicted model, not a curated record. The transcript has 2 exons. Lineage: Eukaryota; Metazoa; Arthropoda; Insecta; Diptera; Culicidae. Bases 75 to 782 code for a protein of 235 amino acids.
CGUCAAGUUAUGUAAACAUUGACAUAAGAGUUUGUUUUGUUAUAGCUAUCUGAUUAGCAACAGUAUUUUUCUGAAUGAGAACAUUGAAGUUUAUACAUGGAAUUCCUAUAAUGUUGAAUCCUACGCAUUUCAAAGUAAAUAUAAUAGGAAAAACUGUAGGCCAUUUGAGAACACAGCGAUGUAUAGGUUUAUAUGCUGCGCUAAUGCGAUCUCAUUAUGAUUCGCUUGGUCUGACCCCUAGUGCAACACAAAACGACAUUAAACAGGCUUACUACAAUCUCUCAAAACAGUAUCACCCGGAUCGAAACAAAGGUAGUGACACAGCAGCUGAAAAGUUCCACGCUAUUUCCGAAGCAUAUGAAGUUCUUGGUAAUUACCGCUUAAGAAAAUUAUACGAUAAAGGAAUACUGCAUACUGCUGGCAGGCAUUACGCCCAGCAACCUCCGAUGACUAAAGAACCGCAAGAGGAUGACGCUCAAACACGGUUUUACAAGAAACGCAUGACGCGAACGCACGUUCCGACAGCUUCGGGUAGAACUCCAAUCUACGAUUUCGAUGAGUGGUCCCGUAACCACUAUGGACAGAAUUUCGCUAGAAAGCAAGCCGCGCAAAAGAAAUCUAAAGAAAAAUUACACCGAGAAGAUAUUUUAGAUGCGCACGUAAUUCAAAGCUAUGUCGUAUACGCGGUUAUCACUAUCGCAGUUUUGUAUACGUUGAUAUUCCUUCACGAACGAACACACGAUUCACCAAAGGCUAUGGCCAAAACACCCGUGAAGGAUUAAUACCUAUUUAGUUGAUUAUUGGAAGGAAAAUAUGUACAUAGACGGUGCUAAUAGGCAGAAUAGAUAAAUUUUAGUUUACAUUAUGAAAUAUCUGUUUCAAUGAUUGAAUAAAGAAUCUGUAAUUUA